AUGUCGGAGGACUAUGUCAUUGUCAAGUACGAUUAUCUCGCCCAAGAGGAACAAGAGUUAACAAUUAAAAAGAACGAACGGUUAAAACUGCUAGAUGACAGCAAAAACUGGUGGAAGGUGAGUGAGCCAGUGAUCGUUCAAACGAUAUUGAAGUGUUUCAGGUUGUGAACGAUGCGAACAACGUUGGAUUUGUGCCAUCAAACUAUGUGCGAAAGGAGUCGAUUGUGGACAAGGCAAAAGGCACAAUUAAGGGACUGGCGCGAGGUCGCAACCGAUCCUCAGAUCCCGAGCCAGUGAGUGUUCCUCUUUAACACAUACCCUUCAAAUGAGACGGCGGUGGCGGCGGCACAGCAGUCGGCUGUGAUGUCGCACACAGACAGUUCUCAUAACCGUCAAAACCAGUCCUCACGUGGAAGAUAGACUGUGUUUACACAGGCUUUUUGAUGCUGGCAUAAUGGUGUUCGAUAAUUAGAAUAGUCAACGUGAGGCGAUUGACCAACCUGCCUUCGAAGCGCUCGAAAAGUAUUAUAACAUAAUUGAUAAGGUUCUCUGUCGUUGCCAUUCCGUCCGUUAUCAGUCAGAAGGUAUCGAUCUUUUCUAUCCGACCUUUACAACUCAAACACAUGAUGUCACAGCUUGACGUUCCUUUAAAUGGUUUCCAUUUAUUUUGAAAUUGAUCGAUUUGUUUGGCGAAAACGUUUAAUAUGAACGAAAGUCAUCAAUUUUUGCUUGAACUGUCAGAUAUACCCAUUCGUUUUCUUUAUUUCUUUCUGAACCCUUUGUCGAAAAGUUAAUUACCGGCGAAACAAUGUUUUGCGCGUAAAAUAUUGGGUAUUGGGCCGCCUGGUGGGUCCUUUCCCGCACACUCGACCUCUCUCGCUCGUCAUCUUCCCGUUUUGUCUCUGUUCUCUGCGUUCGCUGCCUUUUUGACAGAUUGCCCUCUCAAUUCUCAAUUUCCGCUCUCGUUUCUCCACAAAUUUGCCCACAAUAUCAUCAUUUGACAGAGUAAAUUCCUCAAAAUUCGCACUUUUUCGUCCUCAAACCGUCGUAAAUGGUCGAACUGUCAGUGUUUGUGUAGGCGCGCGUAUUUGUAUGCUCGAAAUGGCCGCGCGUACGUAUCGAUAUCGUUAUCAUGCUCCAGGGCGACAAUGUACAGCGGGCAAAUGAGUUGGAUAGUCUACAGGCGCGCGAAAUGUCUCUCCCUCUGCCUCCGAUACGUUUUGUCUCAAUUGUCGGCCUUUUUCUCUCUUCACCCCGAAUCGUAUUUCUGCCUGUGUGUGGUUGCAUGCACAUUGCCUACGAGCUCAGCGCUCACUUUGUUUGCAUUUGUGACUGAAGGUAGCAGGUUGUGCUGCUCCUGGCCACGUACGCAAGAAGCGAGAAGGCUCGACACGAGAUCCCGCCACUUGGGACUCUUUUUCGUUAACUCUACGAGUGCCCAAUCGAAUUAACUAACGGUCGUUGCUCUUCUUAUCUGCAGCAUUCGUUCCGUAUCGAUUUUCGCUGCAUUGAAAAAGUUUUGGCACGCUAUCUCCUCACAUUAAGUUUUCAUGCAAGUAAACUCUCAUCGCAAGAUAGACUCUUCAAUGAGGAAGUUUUUCCACUCUCUUUUUCGGUUGUUUUUGUAGAACACUAAUGCGCUUUUUCCAGCAAUUUAUUUGGAAACAAAACGGGGCGAGAGAGAGAGAGAGAGAGAGAGAAAGAGAGAGAGGGAGAGACUGAAACUUCGAGAAUUGUCUCUCUUGCUCGUCUUUUUCGUUUCUAUUCCUUCACUCGCUCCGUUCUUUUUUCGACAGUAUAAUUUUCCAGGAAGAACGGCCAAACGGAAUCGAACGACUCGCUUUCAGCCUCAACAAUAACUGCGCCCUGACUCCUACAUCAACAAAUAAAGUAUGGAGAAAAAAUAAUAAUAUUGCAGGACAUGCUUUGAUUCUUUUCAGAUUUCCAUGAUGAGUACCAGAACGAAAGCGGUUGUGAAGUUCACGUACGAGCGCCGACUGGAUGACGAACUCGGGCUUCAAAAGGGGGAAUAUGUGUACGUCGUGGAGAAAAGCACGGACGGAUGGUGGAAAGGAGAGGCUCCGAACGGAACGACCGGCUGGUUCCCGUCGAAUUACGUUGAAGAGGUCGAGGCGUCUUCGAACGGAAAUCAAGGCAGCAUCGAAAACAGAAAUCCAUCGGCUGCUGCCCCGCCACCACCGCCAAUCCAGCAGAGUGUCGCAGCUCCGAGAGCUUCGUUGGAGGUACCUGUUUACCUUAUUUCAGUUUUGACUGUUUUCAUUGUUUCAGGUUGUAGUGGCACUCUACUCAUUCGAUGCGUCUUCGUCGGAAGAGCUCUCGUUCAAAAAAGGAGAACACCUUGAGAUUGUCGAUCAUCCCGCACAUGAUCCGGACUGGUGGCUUGCCAAAAAUGCAUACGGCACGACGGGACUUGUUCCCCGAAACUACAUCGAGGUAUAUUCGGCUGAAUCCCGCAGACAGUCCAGAAUUUGCAGGUUGUAAACGACAGCAAAGUGCCACAGCAAGAUUUCAAGCCGCAGUUUUCUGGAAAAGGAGAAUUGCCAAUGGAGCAGGAGCCGUGGUACUUUGGUCGUAUUUCGAGAGAUCGCGCUGAGGACCUUCUGCAGCAUGGACGCGAGGGAGAAUUUCUCGUGCGAGACUCGGAGAGCAAUGUAAGUCGCCGCCGAUUCCCUCUUUCGAAUGCAAAAUCCAUUUUCAGCCGGGCGAUCUGUCCAUCUCCAUGCGCGGAAUUGAGCGGAAUAAGCAUUUCAAAGUGCAAAACAUCGGCGGACAGCUGAAGAUCGGAAAUCGCACGUUCAUGAACAUGAGCGCUCUUAUCAAUCACUACACGACAAACCCGAUAUUCUCUUCUUCAACGGAAAAGCUGUGCUUGACUGGUCCUUUGCCUAAAUAAUUAUACAUUUCAAACUAAAAACCAUCAAUUUCAUGUGUUAUGUUGUCAUUGAACAGUCCCCCAUUCUCAAUCAAAUCCCACAAUUAGCCCUGUGUUUAGACAACUUUUAUUGAAUUGCCAUUCACCGUUUUGAUGUUUUUGAACGGUUGGUCACGGUUUUGGACUCAUCAAUUCUUAUUGUAUAUCAUUAACAUUUUUUAAUCGAUUUAUCCUAACCAUUAUUUCAUUUGAUGUUCCCAUUUCGUGGAAUUAUCAAAGAAUUCAGCUAUUUGCCAUAUGUGAUAGUGUAAAUGAAACGUUUAUUGGGCAAUGUUGACAGAUUCGGUUUUUAGAAAGAUGCUAUUUUCUCUCGAACAACUCAAUGCCGACGAAGCAUGAACAUGAAGGGUAUCACCAGAAAAGUCGUGUAGGCUGUCUUCAUCUUUUCAAUUGUUGACAUCAAAUAAUGCGCUUUGGAUUCACUGAGUUUCUCUUAAAACUUGACGCUUACCGGUUCAAAAAAAUAGUGAAAACUUCAAAUUUGCGGAAAGUAUGUCAAAUAACAAGCGUCACAAUCGUAGAGUCGAAUUCUUUCCCCUGGAAUCAGCGUCAACCCCUCGGAAGCGUGCUCCAUCCGCACUUUCAGUCCGCAUUCGUUCAAACGAUGCCCUGCGGCCCCUCCGCCACCGCCCUUUAAUCUCUCUUUCUUUGGGUCUUUUCCCGCCUCGCCCUCCACAUUUGAUCUACUCAGGUCGACUAUAAAAGGCCGAGAUUCGGCCAUUCCAGCCAUUCCUCCUCUUCUUGUUCUCGUCAUUCGUCUGCUCUCCCACUGGCCUCCGCCGGAACCAACCUUGCGGUGAAUCUAUUCACUCAUCUGUUCGAUUCGUGACGGCAAGCCAGCAUUGCUGCUUCCACGCAAUAUUUCUAUUCUUCGCGACACUUUUUAUUUGCUCCCUUUUUUUAUCCGCAAAUGUGAUGUUUUCAGGGUCGUUCAGCGUCGCCUGUGCACUUGAGCCCUGCGAUCGGAAAGUUAGGAUCUUUUAACGUCGUCUAUCCAGUCGAAAUUUACAAUCGGACAGUACAUCGGAAAGGGCACCACAGCACCCUCAAACUCAAUCAACAAAUUCGGUAAGCAAGGAAACAAGUAUAUUAUAGAACACUUUUUUUAUUUCCAGGUCUGCGCAAUGACCACAACGUUACAGGCGGUCGCCGUCUGUGACUUCUUCCCUCAGAAAGCGGACGAGAUCUAUGUGAGACGAGGAGAGGUCGUCAACGUAUUAGAGAUGGGCGCGGAUGACCGCUACAAGGUGCAGACAUCACUCGGAAUAACUGGUUGGUGCUCAGCUCGAGUGUUCAACGAACAACGGAUCAUGGACAACUUUAUUGCGCCUCGGUCUUUUCAAACGACCAGUACCGGACCGUCAUCCCGAAUACCGGUAUCACCUGAAUUGGGCCAGCGAGCUGACCCGUCCAAGCCACUCCUAACCCGCCAGAAUUACUUUCAGCACAACAAAAUGACCACACCAACAGAAGCUAUUGCAAUUUGUUCGUAUAUACCUCGAAAGAUCGAUGAAAUCUAUAUCAAACAAGGACAGGUCUUAAACGUUCUAGAGGUUGGCGUCGAUGGGCGCAUCAAAGUGCAAAGCCCCCUUGGAAGUGGAUAUGCAUGGUGUCCGGCGUGGUUGCUAAAGAAACAGUCCAUUAGCGGCGAAAUAAAGUCUCCAAUGUUCGAAUCAAGCAGUUCAUGGUGGUCACCACAGCAGGUAUGACCGGAAUCGGUCCAGCGAGCUGUCCCGUCCAAGCCAUCUCUAACGCGUCAGAAUUGUUUCCAGAGCAGUCCAGUCGUAAAGGCUAUCGCUAUCGCCUCGUUCUCCCCUCAGCUCCCCGAUGAAAUCUUCGUGGAGCAAGGACAGGUUGUUAUCGUCUUGGACUGCAGCGAAUUUAGCCGCUGGAAAAUUCACACAUCACACGGAGUAACUGGAUGGUGCUCCAGCCGAGUGCUCAACAUCCAUCGGACGAGCGAGUGGAAUUAUUUGUCAUCGAGGGAUCGUUUAUCAGUUGAGUCGGGCCAGCGAGCCGUCCCGUCUCAGUCAACGCCUACACGCCAGAUUCCACCAGUGCCAGUGGUAAGUAGUCGGAGGACUCAACGUACAGAUCAAUCAUGUCUUUCAGAUGAUUCAAGCUAUUGAGUCGUAUGAAGCGGUCGAGUUCAAUGAACUCUCUUUCAAGGAAGGCGCCAAGUUUGAUACCAUUGGAGGGGCGGAAGAAAACGAUGACUUCUUGUACGUCAGAGAUGUUCACGGAGUAAAGGGAUUUGUACCACGACGGUGCUUUAUUGUAUAUUUUAAGACAAAAUCUUGAUAGAACUAGUUAUUCUUUGCAGGAGCUCGAUUCCCGGAAACGACAGGUAUCAUCGCCGAAGCACACGUCCACUAAGAAAUUUGUGGUUGAUAUCCCCCAUCCGUCAACCCGUUCCCCACAAAAAGAAGCGACGUCGAUUUCUGGUCCACCACCACGACUUGCCCGAACCCCAUUAAGACUACCAGCUGAAUGGCCUCCGGCUAAGUUGACAAGAAGUCAGGUAAGUGGAGGGACAGUACCCCCCGGAUAGUCCACCACCCAUUUCCUGCAGAUUGUUUCUCAGAACAAUGAGUCUCGGGACAGUCAUCCAGGGAUUUACAAUUUAAUUAUUUCGAUUAUCAAUAAAUUACAGAAUCGCAAUGCCUCGAGCAUGCCCUCUGCCCUUCAAGGACGAACAAUUGAGAGGGAAACAUUUUACUACGGAAACAUCCCGCAGCAUUUCACUGAGGCUCUUCUUGAACGGGCUUGUAGAGGAACGUUCUUAGUUCGCUUCGAGCUCGAAGUGAGUUGCAGCCAGUUCUUCAUCUUCAAUGAAAAACAAUUUUCAGUCUGGCAAUUUGAUAUUGUCGGUGAGUGAUUCGGACGAAGUCCACCAUUUCAAAGUGUUAGAGGAGGGAGUCCAGUACAGACUCGGCAACGUGUUCUUUGAGUCGGUCGAUAAACUCAUCGAGCACUUCAAGCGUUUCCCGAUCUAUGGUUCCAAGAACAAUGCGCUGGUUCUCGGAGCGCCACUCGAGUAGUGAAUCCUCUCUGCUUUUUAAAAGCUCCCGUUAUUAUUUUCCUGUUUUUUCCUCUGAAAUCUGAAUUUCUGUUACUUGUUUUUUGUUACUCACCCGCACUCGUUACUUUGUUUUUACUCACGCUCACAUUGUUUUUGCUCCUCCCCAUUUUAUGUAUAUCAACAAGACACUAUCUGAAUGAAGCCAGUUGGGAGGACAAAACCUGUAUUUUCUUUUAAAAUUCAGAUCACGUUGACUAUUCGAUGCGAUUGAACUCCUUGUUCAGCUGCACUGGUCUCAACACUUAAGGAUUAACUGCGCUGGACGUUUUAUGAUUUGCCUAUCGUGUCCAGAGACUGAGAAGUGUUGUCUGACUAUUAUCACUUGUACAUGUCUCCCUGAAGGUUAGUAGAACAAUGCCAGAUCUCUGCACUGCUCGAUGAAUUAUCAAAUGAAAUCCCUGUCUUGAAUUAGACGAUAACUUCCGGCAAGUAAGGCGAAUGAAAAGCAGUGUUUUGGUAGUGAUUGGAGAGAGGAAAGGAAAUAGAGCAAAAGCUUGAAGACUUUGAAAAACCGUGAUACGCUCUGCUGUAGUUGCCCAAUGUGAUUAGAUGUUAAAGUUUCCGCAUACCCUAACAAAUAACACUUUCAAAGUUCGCCCAACUAUCAGAUAGGCGGUCUCGUUACAUGUAGUUUAAGUUUCUUGGAUACCUGUUAUUUUUUCUUUACAUAAAGUUUUCGGUAUUCAGAUGCCUUUCUCUCUUUGCUCGGAAAUGACGCCUGUGAUAUCUUUCAUUGUGGAGACGUCCAUGGGUUUGGCAUGCAAUAAAAUAUUAUACAAUGCCCGAAAUAAGAUUAGGACCCCCCCCCCCCUAAAUUUUGAACGUUCUGACGAAACGAGAAGAAAUUUCGAAUAUCUGUGAAUGCUAUUCGAUUUGGCACCCCCAAAGCCCAUUUGGGUCUAUCCGAAAACGUUUUGUACUCCUACACCAUAAAAAACGUUUUAACGUUUUUUUGGCCGGGAAAUAAGUUUAGGACCUCUCCAAAAUGAUAAACUUUUCUAUAAAACUGGCGAUUUGAGAGUCAAAAGUAUUGCAGAAUUGUUGUAACUACAGAAAAAAGCAUUUAGAUAUCAUCCGGCUAUCUGGUAAAUGCUGGAAUUUUCGUUUUGUAAACCCUAUUUUUUUAGUUGGUGCAAAAACAGUGAAUUCUGAAGCUAAUCGACUUUCAACGAGCAUAACCUUGUUGAAACUUCUUCGUUUCUCACCAGACUCGGACAAAAUGUCGUCAAUAACAUUGAUAAAAAGGAAAACAAUUUUGGUGUCUGGGGUCUUAGAAUAAAAGGUACUUCCUUGGAGUUCUACGAGCUGGUCACUGUUAAGUACUGGAAAUAAGGUCUACAAAAUGAGGUCUACAAAAUAAAGUCUCCGAUAGUACAGAUAUGUCCAGAUGAUGUCAAAACUCUAUUUUUAUUUUUUUUUACAUAAUACUGAUAGGAAUUUGGCCCAUGAUUUGACCAUUUUCGUAUUUUUUCAUGGGGGAGGGAGGGGGAGGUCCGAAACUUAUUUCGCAGCCGAAAAAACGUUAAAACGUUAUUUUAUGGUGUAGGAGUACAAAACGUUUUCGGAUAGACCCAAAUGGCCUUUGGGGGUUAUCUUGUAUGCCAAAUCGAAUGACAUAUACAGAUUUUUGAUAUCUCUUCUCAUUUUGUCAGAACGUUUAAAAUUUAGAGGGGUCCUAAACUUAUUUCGUACACUGUAUAUAUAUCGAUAACAGAAAUCCAUCGACCGCUGCCCCGCCAUCACCGCCAAUCCAGCAGAGUGUCGCAGCUCCGAGAGCUUUGUUGGAGUACCUGUUCACCUCAUUUAAGUUUUAAUUGUUUUAUUUGUUCCAGAUUGUCGUGGCGCUCUAUUCAUUCGAUGCGUUUUCAUCGAAAGGGCUCUCGUUCAAGAACAGGUUGAGAUUAUCGAUCUUCCCGGAACGUCGAAGCUCGUCCCCAAGAGUACAUCCAGAACAUCAUCAGGCAGUUUAUGAUCGGAAAUCACACGUUCAUGAAUGCCUUUUUCAAUCAAUGCACUAAUUUCAACCAUUAUAUUGAACUCAAUUUUUUCAUUAUGUGUAACAAGACUUUUUAAACCUGGGCCCGCUGCGCAGGCUGAGCUGCCGCUUGUUUCUUUCUGAUAACCGUUCGAAAGUUCACGAGUCCAGUUCUUAAUUUCUCCGUCACAACUAUUUCCGUUUUAGAAAUGAAAAAAUUUCCGGACAAAGAAAGAAAGAAAGAAAUGAACAGACUCCGUCAGCUUUUUAUUAAAUAAGAAUGAUUUUCAAAAAAUGCAACCAUUUGACUAUGUUUUAAUGCAAUGUAAAGCGUUUAUUGUUGCCUGGUUCUAUUUCAGAAAGGAAUUAUAUUUUCUUCAAACAGCUCAAUGCCGGUAAAACAAAAACGUGAAGGUUACCACUAGAAAAAACCUGGGAGCGGUCUAUAGCUUCUCAAUCAUAGAUAUCAAUCAAUGUGCUUCGGAUUCUCUGCCUUUGUCUCAAAACUUAACAUCAAUCGAUCAAGGAAACAUGUUUGAAAUCUUCAAAUUUGCGGAAAGUAUGUCAAAUAACAAGCGUCACAAUCGUAGAGUCGAAUUCUUUCCCCUGGAAUCAGCGUCAACCCCUCGGAAGCGUGCUCCAUCCGCACUUUCAGUCCGCAUUCGUUCAAACGAUGCCCUGCGGCCCCUCCGCCACCGCCCUUUAAUCUCUCUUUCUCUGGGUCUUUUCCCGCCUCGCCCUCCACAUUUGAUCUACUCAGGUCGACUAUAAAAGGCCGAGAUUCGGCCAUUCCAGCCAUUCCUCCUCUUCUUGUUCUCGUCAUUCGUCUGCUCGCCCACUGGCCUCCGCCGGAACCAACCUUGCGGUGAAUCUAUUCACUCAUCUGUUCGAUUCGUGACGGCAAGCCAGCAUUGCUGCUUCCACGCAAUAUUUCUAUUCUUCGCGACACUUUUUAUUUGCUCCCUUUUUUUUAUCCGCAAAUGUGAUGUUUUCAGGGUCGUUCAGCGUCGCCUGUGCACUUGAGCCCUGCGAUCGGAAAGUUAGGGUCUUUUAACGUCGUCUAUCCAGUCGAAAUUUACAAUCGGACAGUACAUCGGAAAGGGGACCACAGCACCCUCAAACUCAAUCAACAAAUUCGGUAAGCAAGGAAACAAGUAUAUUAUAGAACACUUUUUUUAUUUCCAGGUCCGCACAAUGACCACAACGUUACAGGCGGUCGCCGUCUGUGACUUCUUCCCUCAGAAAGCGGACGAGAUCUUCGUGGAGGAAGGACAGGUCGUCGACGUCUUAGAGUUUGGCGCCGAUUGCCGCUGGCUGAUCAAGGUACCAGAGGGAGGAGUGGGAUGGUGUCCCUCCCAACUGCUUAAGGAACGUUCGACCAGAGUCAAGGAGAAAUCUAGUCCGAAAUUUUCAUCAAACGGUGAGGAAUGUUCGUCAUCCAAAGCACCGGAAUCACCCAAAUCGGGUCAGAAAGCUGUCCCAGCUGAGCCAGUGCCGGUGGUAAGUAGUCGGAUAACUCCACGUACAAAUCAAUCAUGCCUUUCAGUUUAUUGAAGCAAUUGACUCUUAUGAGACGUCUGACAGAGAAGAGCUUUCCUUCGAGAAAGGAGACAAAUUCGAAAUCCUUGUAGACGAGGACGGCGAUGAAAUGUACGUCGAAGAUGCGCAAGGAAAUACAGGAUUUGUACCACGACGCUGCUUCAAGGUAUAUUUUCAGAUAAAAUCUUGAUACAACUAGAUAUUUUUUGCAGUGGGUCAAAAGCCGGAAGCGACAGGUAUCCUUUUCGGAAAAAAUUUCAUUGAUGGUAGUUGCUCAACCUUUUUCUCUUUGAAAUAGUUAAACUCACUUAGAGUUUUGUGUCAAACAGUCCGUUCAAUGCGAAUGAGUCAGGAGAACUCACGUUCAAGCAGGGCGAACGCUUUGACCUCGUCAGAGAAGUGUGCCAGGAUUGGCUCCGUGUACGUAAUGCGAAUGGAGACAUUGGUCUCGUUCCAAGACAAUUUCUCGACGUAUGUUUCACUUUUGAAUUUUUGAGUGAAUGACUGGCUUGCAGGUCCUCGAGAAUGAGGUUGAAACGGAAUCACCAGCUCGCUCGCCGUCAACAUCGCCGACGCCAACUGCUGGUCCAUCACCAUCACCAACCCAAACCUCAUCAAGAGUGCCACCUAGAUCUCCUCCUGAGGAGUGCACGACAACCGAGGUGGCUGUUCAGCUCGAUUGCCCUUCAAAUAAUCCAAUUCUUUCAGUUCGUCAGCGCGCGAAGCUCAUUCAAUGCGACGAAAAAACGUGAGCUUUCUGUCAAAAUUGGAGAACGGCUCCAAAUCCUGCAUCGCCACACUGACAAGAGAGACUUCUGGAGAGUCCAAAAUAGUGAGGGAAUCACGGGACUGGUCCCUCGCUGCCACCUGGACGUAUACUUUACAUUUCAUUUUUUAUUAAUGAUCGAUAAUUUGCAGAACGUCAAUGCCGCGAGAAAAAACUUCCGACUGGAGUCGUAUUUUUUUGCUAACCUCGAUCAGAGUAGGACGGAUAUUCUUCUCAAACGUGCUCCGAGAGGAAUGUUCCUGGUUCGAUCCGCGAUCGAAGUGAGUUGCAGCCAGUUCUUCGUCUUCAAUGAAAAACAAUUUUCAGCCUGAAAAUCUGAUUCUGUCGGUGCGUGGUUUGGACAAAGUCCACCAUUUCAACGUGUUCGGGGAGGGAGUCCGGUACAGAUUCGGCAACGAGUUCUUCGAGUCAGUCGAUCAACUCAUCGAGCACUUCAAGCGUUUCCCGAUCUAUGGUUCCAAGAACAAUGCGCUGGUUCUCGGAGAACCACUCGAGUAG
Caenorhabditis sp. 36 PRJEB53466 is the source of this 10834-nucleotide messenger RNA. NCBI's taxonomy places the organism in Eukaryota, Metazoa, Nematoda, Chromadorea, Rhabditida, Rhabditidae. The record is from the annotation of a GenBank genome assembly.